AUGUCAUCAACACUGUUGGAGAGAACAAGAGAACUUCAUGAAUCUAUAGAGAGAUAUGAAUUGAUGAUUGUCGCUGAACAAUCAGAGGAACCAAAGACUCAAAAAGACAGUGUAAUCCAGAGUCACUGUGUUAAUCACUACUUGGAACAAUCGAUAAAAUGUGCCAACGAUUUGAAAAAGAUAUAUCAAGAUGAAGAUGGUCAAAGAAAAGCAGAUCUAUCAGCGAUUUCAGGUCAAGGCCCUGCUAUCUUUAGUAACUUUUAUGAUAAACUAAGAGAGUUGAAAGACUAUCAUAGAAAGUAUCCUACUCUAGAAAUAGAGAGAAUAGGUUCCGUUUUAAAUUAUACACCAACACUUUCAUUCUCUGGUAAUGAAGCAUACGGUAGAUUUUUAGAUUUAAAUGAAAUGUUUGAAUUAUAUUUGAACUUGCCAUUCGUUCAAAAGAAUAUCGAUUAUAUCACCUAUCUAUCAUUGUUUAGCAAAUUCAAUUAUAACGAUAUCUCUAGAUUUAAGAAUGCUAAAUAUAAACAAUAUUUAGAUAAACUGUAUCAGUAUUUAGCAUCGUUUAUGGAGAGAUCACAACCAAUGUUUGAUAUGAAAUCAAUGAAUGAAUCAAACGAGAAGGAAUUUGAAGAUAAAUGGAAUAAUAAAGAGUUUGAUCCAAGUGCUGAUAAUAAUAAUAAUAAUAAGAGUGAUUCAAACGGUCAUAACAACAACAACAAUAAUAAUAGUAAUAAUAAUGAUAACAAAAAUGAGGAAACUACAGCUGAUGAAUCAAUGGAUACUAAAGAAACAACAACAGCAGCAACAGCAACAGCAACAGCAACAACAGAUGAUACGUCAUCACCACUCUAUUGUAAAGCAUGUAAAAAACUAUUUGCAUCGGAAAAUGUAUAUAAUGGUCAUCUGAAAGGAAAGAAACAUAUCAAGUUGGAGGAACUAUUACAAAAGAGUCAAUCAGAGAACGGAGGAUUGGUCAUCGACAUGGUGGCAUUCAAUCAUAAAUCAAGAAAACCAACUUCACUCUUGGAAUACCAAAUAUCAAAACUAGGUGAGUUACUCGAUGAUCAAGUACAAGAAACCAAAGAAAGUGUCAUUAAGAAACAAUCUAGAAGUAUUAAGGAAAUUGAAGAUGAUAUGAAUACAAUUGAAAAUGAAAUCGAUGAUAUCGAGAUUGAUGAUGAACCAAUCAAACUUAGAAUUGCAAACUAUCCAGUAGAUUGGAGUGGUAAGCCGAUUCCAUAUUGGGUCUACAAGUUCCAUGAACUCGGUGUUGAAUAUAAAUGUGAGAUAUGUGGUAAUCAAUCAUACUGGGGAAGAAAAGCAUACGAAAAACAUUUCCAAGAACCAAGACAUUCAUAUGGUAUGUCGUGUAUUGGUAUUCCAAAUACACUUCAUUUCCACCAUAUUACAAAGAUUAAGGAUGCUAUGGAGUUGAACAAGAAGAUCAAGGAAAUCAAUGCAUCAGUUUCAUUCAAAUCUGACAAAGACGAAGAGUACGAAGAUGAAAAUGGUGAGGUUAUGAAUAAGAAGACCUAUGAAAUGUUGGCCAGACAAGGUUUAAUCAAAAAGAGAAAAGCAAAUUAA
Messenger RNA from Heterostelium album PN500, 1587 nucleotides. RefSeq names its product C2H2-type zinc finger-containing protein (gene sf3a3). The record is from RefSeq and is a predicted model, not a curated record. Gene Ontology annotation, molecular function: zinc ion binding; RNA binding. Gene Ontology annotation, biological process: mRNA splicing, via spliceosome. Gene Ontology annotation, cellular component: spliceosomal complex. NCBI's taxonomy places the organism in Eukaryota, Evosea, Eumycetozoa, Acytosteliales, Acytosteliaceae. The transcript is spliced from 6 exons. Bases 1 to 1587 code for a protein of 528 amino acids.